This is a messenger RNA of Procambarus clarkii (red swamp crayfish), 1212 nucleotides long. NCBI's taxonomy places the organism in Eukaryota, Metazoa, Arthropoda, Malacostraca, Decapoda, Cambaridae. The record is from RefSeq and is a predicted model, not a curated record.
AUGGUAAACAAUUGGAUUGAACUUGAGCCAGAGGUGGUGGAAGUGGCCACCAUUCACAGCGUCAAGAGCAAUUACGACAGCGUCCUGGCGUGCAUGUGUAGCCAGUUAUGGAUACACAUGCCCCAGUGGCAGCAGGUACCCAAUUAUAGAGCGUGCAAUAAUAGCCGUAAUGGCGAUAAAGAAGACUUAAUUAUCCAGCAUGCAUCAUCUGCGCGACAAUGUGUGAGUCCCAGGUCACAACUUACAGCCGUCCAGGUCACAACUUACAGCCGUCCAGGUCACAACUUACAUCCGUCCAGGUCACAACUUACAGCCGUCCAGGUCACAACUUACAGCCGUCCAGGUCACAACUUUCAGCCGUCCAGGUCACAACUUACAGCCGUCCAGGUCACAACUUACAGCCGUCCAGGUCGCAACUUUCAGCCGUCCAGGUCACAACUUACAGCCGUCCAGGUCACAACUUACAACCGUCCAGGUCACAACUUACAGCCGUCCAGGUCACAACUUUCAGCCGUCCAGGUCACAACUUACAGCCGUCCAGGUCACAACUUUCAGCCGUCCAGGUCACAACUUACAGCCGUCCAGGUCACAACUUACAGCCGUCCAGGUCACAACUUACAGCCGUCCAGGUCACAACUUACAACCGUCCAGGUCACAACUUACAGCCGUCCAGGUCACAACUUACAGCCGUCCAGGUCACAACUUACAACCGUCCAUGUCACAACUUACAGCCGUCCAGGUCACAACUUUCAGCCGUCCAGGUCACAACUUACAGCCGUCCAGGUCACAACUUUCAGCCGUCCAGGUCACAACUUACAGCCGUCCAGGUCACAACUUUCAGCCGUCCAGGUCACAACUUACAGCCGUCCAGGUCACAACUUACAGCCGUCCAGGUCACAACUUACAGCCGUCCAGGUCACAACUUACAGCCGUCCAGGUCACAACUUACAGCCGUCCAGGUCACAACUUACAGCCGUCCAGGUCACAACUUACAGCCGUCCAGGUCACAACUUACAGCCGUCCAGGUCACAACUUACAACCGUCCAGGUCACAACUUACAGCCGUCCAGGUCACAACUUACAGCCGUCCAGGUCACAACUUACAGCCGUCCAGGUCACAACUUACAGCCGUCCAGGUCACAACUUACAGCCGUCCAGGCCACAACUUACAGCCGUCCAGGUCACAACUUACAACCUUAACCUUGGCGUGUAA